CCAGAAAUUUAUCCAAAUAAAAAAGUAAAGUGUCACAUUUGCCAGAAAGAAGUGCAAAAAUACUUCUGGAAGCGUCAUAUGAUCAGUCAUAAAACCAAAUACCCAGAAAAUCUGCCCUUUAUCUGUGCACUAUGCAAUCGAUCUUUCAUCUCACGUGAAACCAUCAGAGCUCACAUGAUUACAGUUCAUCUGAAGAAGAAACGCUACGAUUGCAAUAUAUGUGGCGAAAAGUUUAUUCACAGCCUCACAAGAUAUCGCCAUAUCAAUAAAUUCCAUCUAAAAAGACCCGUGGCCAAUUGUUCUCUCUGCUCGGCGUCAUUUUACCACAAAACCUCCCUGGUAGCUCAUCGACGAAAAUUCCAUCCUCCCUCCGUGACUCUCAAGUGUGAGGAAUGCAAUGCAAUUUUCUUUGAUAAGAGACACCUCAAAAAGCACCUGCAAGAACACUUCAAGAACUUCACCUGUGAAUACUGUGGAGAUAAUUUUGUCAAGAGAAAAGUCCUGAUGAAUCACAUUAAAUCCCACACAAAUCAUACAGUUGAAUGUGUCAUAUGCCCUCUAUGUGGGAUUACUUUUGACAAAAUGUGCCGAUUGCAGUAUCACAUGGAGGAAAUGCAUCAAGAAUGCGAAUUUUUUGUCCAGGAAGUCCAACAGGAAAUGUAACUGGGUUGGCAGUUGAGACAAAAAUUCAAACUCACAGCAUCAUUUUUCCCGCCAAAAAAACUCAAUUUGGAAUAUAGCGAUCCUAGCGGCAAAAUACACAACUACAUUGACGCCGGAACUUUUAUUAUUCUAUUCUGAAAUUUCUUUGGAACCUUUGGAAAAUUCAGUGAUUUUCGCGAAAAUACUCAAUUUCGAGCCUUCAAAUAACAACAAAAUAGUGAAUUAUGCUAAAAGUGAAGCUGUGUGCACUGGAUCAUCCAACGCCGGAAACCGUAAAUUGCGAUGAUCCCAAGCAAUUCCGGAGUACUAUCUUGUGGCUGGAGGACCAGAAGAUACGUCACUACAAGAUUGAGGAUAGAGCUGAACUGAGAAAAAUCGAUUCAACUGAAUGGGAAGCCGCUUAUGCCAAGUACAAGAUUGAUCUCAAAGUUCCUACCGGAUUGAGGACUCCCAUUGAGGAAUUGGCUUGGAUUAUGGGCUAUGCCAUUCGUCUGGAAUACUUUGACAAUGUGGAAAAGUAUAAAGGAGUAAAUGCAGAUUUGGUUCUGGAGGAGGCUAAACCCAAAGCUCCCAGCAUCAAAUCAACCAAUCCAUUUGACAAGUUAGACUUCACUAGCAAGGAAUUUGAGGCUGGAGUUCGUACUCUGGCCAAACGUCUCCAGAUACCCUAUCAUCCUGACACGGUGAUCACCCUGAAGGCUGUGGCGAGACUAAUUCAGAAUCAUUUGAGCAAUGAUGCCCAGAAGGAGCCUCUACUCGACAAUGCUCCGUUCCCGCUAGAAAAUACUCACGGUGUCGGCUACCAAGAUCAGGAUCUCGAACAAGCAGCCCGAAUUCUACGUCUCCUUCAGAUUCAGAGUGUUCGACAUCUCCAGACCGCAAUCAAUGAGACUAUUGUGGCUGUCCAGAAUCUUACUGCUGAUCCACGGACAGACACAAAACUGGGAAAAGUUGGUCGAUAGACUAUUUUGUAAUCUUCGAUUAAUUUAAUAAACUCGCAUUCAUUCAUACAA
Molecule: messenger RNA, 1676 nt
Organism: Phlebotomus papatasi
Lineage: Eukaryota; Metazoa; Arthropoda; Insecta; Diptera; Psychodidae
Product: RNA transcription, translation and transport factor protein
Exons: 4
Coding region: 888-1625 (245 amino acids)
Biological process (GO): tRNA splicing, via endonucleolytic cleavage and ligation
Cellular component (GO): tRNA-splicing ligase complex
Molecular function (GO): RNA binding
Source: RefSeq, a predicted model, not a curated record